AUGAAACUUGAAAAUACUUCUAUGAAAAAGGAAAAGACAAAGAGAAAAUUGAACCAAAAACUUGUAGAUAAAGAAUCUUUUGCCAUAACAAAUAAAACAAAAGGAUCAUCAAAUCAAAGUCGUUUAAAGGAUAAAUCUUUUAAUAAUAAAUCAAAUAAUAAAAGUCAGCCAACCCUCUCUGAAGAAGAUGAUACUGAAUUUUCUAGUGAUGAACCUAAACAGGAAUCAAUGAGACUUUUAGUAGCUGAAAAACUUUAUCCUCUAUGCCCUACCAUCGAAUAUCGUGAUAUGCCUAUUAAUGAAAUUAAUAAAUGCAUUGAUAAGUUUCAUAAGAAAAAUCCAUCCUUUCUAGAAACUGUUAGUGAUUGGGCGGAACGUGAGAUGAUUUGUCGACAUAUAAAUUAUAGACGGUCAAUUCUUAAUCUUAGCGAAAUGCAUAAGAUAAAUAUUUCUGUUAAUAAAGCUAAGAUCCGAAAACCAAAUGAACCAUUAUUGGUAUCCAACAGCCCGAAUAUAGAAAGUUUGGAAAGGCUUGAUAAUAAUAAAUCUUUACCGAAAUUAUUAGAAGCCGUUGAUGUCUCCCCAGCUUAUUCUAAACGUCCUGGCCAUAAACAUAAAAUAACACAAUCAUCUGAUAAAGAAGAAGCUAUUGAAGACGUUGAAGUUGUAAGAAUUCCUCCAGCAAAACAUCCUGGUCGUAAACGUAAGAUAACACAGCCAUCUGAUGAUGAAAAAGGUGUUGAGGACGUCGAAACUAUCAGAAUUCCUCCAGCAAAACAUCCUGGUCAUAAAACUAAAGUAGCACAACCACCUGAUGAUGAGAAAGGUGUUGAAGAUGCUGAAACUAUCAGAAUUCCUCCAGCAAAACGUCCUGGUCGUAAAUGUAAAGCGGUAUCGGUUGGUUCGACUGUGGAUCUUAGAUCUGAUAUCGUUGGUUCGGCUGUGGAUCUUAGAUCUGAUCUGGGUUGGAAUUGGGUGGCUGUAGAUAUUGAUCCUUCGGCUUGGACUUUAGACGCUAACAUUUUGGACUUUCAGCUGGAUGGACGUUACUUAGACUUUCUUCUUUCGUAUGUCAGCUCUUGGAAUAGAUUGGAAUCGAGUUGUCUAAAUUCUUGA
Rhizophagus irregularis DAOM 181602=DAOM 197198 is the source of this 1116-nucleotide messenger RNA. The record is from RefSeq and is a predicted model, not a curated record. NCBI's taxonomy places the organism in Eukaryota, Fungi, Glomeromycota, Glomeromycetes, Glomerales, Glomeraceae.